CAAGGAACCGGGCGGUGAGCUCCAGGUCCUGCAGCCGCAGACGGACCCUGCUGCCCGUCUGCAGCUUCUCUCCGUCGGCCGGUCGUCGACACACGCAGUGGAACUUCCCUCCGAAGUCGACGUACAGGUCGUCGUGGACCACGUGGACGAUCCUCCCGACCACCACCUUGUCUCUGGCCGGUCCCAUCUGGACCAGCGGAGACCUCCGGAGCAGCGAGGAGAAGCUCUGCUCCUGUCCGGAGGAGGAGACUAUGCCGCCAGCCACAGAGCUCUCCGCCUCCCGUCGGAGCUCCGACUGCAGGUCGAAGGCUGCGGAGAACCCGGAUGUGGGUCUUCUGUCCGAGUAGUCUGAGCUGAAGGAGGGGCUGGAGAACCUGCAGGAGGUGAACCGGUGUCCACACCCGAAGCUGGAAACAACCUUCCUCAGGGCCGCCAUGUUGUUACAACACCAGGGGAACCAGAACACCGUGACUUCCGGUGUAGAAGGCCGCUCACAACGCCACCCGGUGGGUCCCGGUAGCGUCGCGAUGACGUCUCUUCUCUUUCCGGAGUGUUGAGCCCACAGAAGAAGAAGAAGAAGAAGCAGCAGCGCAUGCGCCCUCAGCAGAAAACUAACAACAUGGAGGUGAUCGUGAGCUCUCCCUUUCUCCGCUUCUCUAACUCGCUGUUUCCGGACGGGUCUCUGGUCCGAGACGUUCUGGACCGGUUCGUCCAGCAGCACGGACUUUCUUCUUCUACGGAUUUCUACGUGGUCAGAAAUGGUCGCGUGUCUCACCUGGAGGACGCUCUGCAGAGCGGGGCCGUCUAUCACCUGGAACCCCGCCUCCGUGGAGGGAAAGGAGGGUUUGGCUCCAUGCUGAGAGCUUUGGGAGCUCAGAUCGAAAAGACUACAAACAGGGAGGCCUGUAGAGACCUGAGUGGGAGGAGACUACGAGAUGUGAACCACGAGAAGGAGAUGGCUGAGUGGCUGCAGCAGCAGACAGAGAGGGAGGCGCAGAAGGAGCAGCGUCGUGUGGAGCGCCUCCAGAGGAAGCUGUCUGAACCUAAACACCAGUUCAGUGACCCGGAGUACCAGAGACAGUGUCACGACCUGUCAGAGAGGCUGGAGGACUCUGUGAUGAAGGGUCUGCAGGUGAAGGACGGCUCUGCACCAAAGAGAACAAACUGUGACCACAGAGAGCAGCCGCAAAAGAAGAAACAGAAGAAGAACAACGCAGCAGCAGCCAGGUUCUGGACCGGAGAGAUGCUGAGCUCAGAAGAUGAGUCUUCAUCCUCCUCCAGCUGUGGAGCUGCUCCUGUUACCAUGACGAUGCAUACAGAGGAGGCGGAGCCUGAGCAAAGCAGCAGCUCCUCAGACGCCUCCUCAGCUCCUCAGACCAGCAGACCUGCAGGAGGUCGGGGUUCUCCAGAGACCGUCGGAGACCAGACUGCUACACCCUCAGAGGACCAGGGUCCUCCAGAGACCCCCAGAGACCAGAGCGUCAGACCCUCAGAGGACCCGGGUCCUCCAGAGACAGCCAGAGACCAGACCGCUACACCAGAGACCCCUAGAAUUCCGGGUCGGUCUCUGGUGGGUCGGUCUCUGGUGGAUCUGGAGUCUCUGGGUCUGGAGGUCCUGAAGGAGGAACUGAUGUCUCGGGGGUUGAAGUGUGGGGGGACGCUGAAGGAGCGCGCUCAAAGACUCUUCUCCAUCAGAGACCUGAGACCAGAUCAGAUCAACCCGGCGCUGCUCGCUAGACCGGCCAAGACCAAGAGGAAGUGAAGAGGGCCGGCUCUUAAAGGAACAGUCGCCUCUUUAAUAGCUUCAUAUUCGCUCCACUCUGAUUAAAUGUUGAUCUGUAACUUUAUUUGAGGCUUUUUAACAGGAAGGACGAACACUGAUUGAGGAUUCGUCCUCUUUGAAUCGUGUAACCGUCUGAUUUAAAUUUGUAUUAAAAAUGUUUCUGAAACAAAAAA
Molecule: messenger RNA, 1956 nt
Organism: Anarrhichthys ocellatus (wolf-eel)
Lineage: Eukaryota; Metazoa; Chordata; Actinopteri; Perciformes; Anarhichadidae
Gene: sde2
Product: SDE2 telomere maintenance homolog (S. pombe)
Exons: 8
Coding region: 593-1762 (389 amino acids)
Cellular component (GO): nucleus
Source: RefSeq, a predicted model, not a curated record